CAACUUGCUGUAGGUCUGUGUUUCACAAGUGUAAGACGCGUGCAGCGCGACUCUUGAAAGUCUCACGGUUUUGAGAGAUGAGUAAUUUACGCACACAGAAACGUCUGGCUGCAGCUGUUUUUGGCUGUGGGAAAAAGAAAAUAUGGCUUGACCCUAAUGAGACAACAACUAUCCAGAAUGCUAACUCGCGCAAGAUGAUUCGAAAGCUGUUUAAAGACAACUUGAUAAUUCGUAAACCAGUUACAAUCCACUCUCGUUCACGGUGCAGGAAGAACCUACUAGCCAGAAGGAAGGGUCGUCAUGCUGGUACUGGUAAGAGAAAAGGUACGGCAGAUGCUCGUAUGCCUCAGAAGAUACUUUGGAUGAGGCGAAUGAGAGUUUUGAGGCGUUUGUUGAAGCGGUAUAGGGAGGCUCAUAAAAUCGACAAGCAUCUGUAUCAUUUGUUGUAUCAACAGUGCAAGGGUAAUCAGUUUAAAAACAAGAGAGUGCUGAUUGAUCAUAUUCACAAGAAAAAAGCUGAGCGUUUGCGAGCCAAACAACUAAGUGACCAGGCAGAAGCCAUGCGUCAACGCAAGCGUGAGGCUCGUGCAAAUCGUCAGCACAGGUUGGAGGAGCGCAAAAAGGCGGUCAUAGAGAGCUUUAAUGUUGCCGUUUCUAAACCAGCUCCAUCAGCGGUCCCGAAACCUGCGCCUGCGCCCGUGCAAGAAGCCAAGCCUAAAGCAGAGACUAAGGCUGCUCCAGCACCUGUUACGGCGCCAACUCCUGCACCUCAACCAGCUGCUCAAAAGGCACCAGAGCCCCAGAAGCCAGCUGCUUCAAAGGCAUCUUCGAAAGUAGCACCACCACCGAAAAUACCUAGUGCAAAGACACCAGCAGCACCACCCAAAGUCCCAACUCCUGCUGCAUCCAAGCCAACAACAUCCAAAAAGCCAGCUAAGCGUUAAAUCUAAAUAAAUUUUGAAUGGUAAAGUUCCUUCUUUUUCUAUUCAGACGAUAUAUGUCAGUGUUUCUACUA
Molecule: messenger RNA, 1015 nt
Organism: Trichobilharzia szidati
Lineage: Eukaryota; Metazoa; Platyhelminthes; Trematoda; Strigeidida; Schistosomatidae
Source: the annotation of a GenBank genome assembly